Macadamia integrifolia is the source of this 1095-nucleotide messenger RNA. RefSeq names its product OPA3-like protein. The record is from RefSeq and is a predicted model, not a curated record. The transcript has 4 exons. Lineage: Eukaryota; Viridiplantae; Streptophyta; Magnoliopsida; Proteales; Proteaceae. Gene Ontology annotation, biological process: regulation of lipid metabolic process. The coding region runs from base 409 to 918 and encodes 169 amino acids. Gene Ontology annotation, cellular component: mitochondrion.
CAUGUAGGAACCACCCUACCGGGAAGAAGAAACUCCCCCACCCUAUAAUGGCAUUGCCAACACCUCAUAUUCAGAAAAAACCUUUCACUAUUAUUCUUUGCAUUGUGAACUUGUGAUGAAGGUCAAUGCCAGCUCCGGAGAAUCCCUGAUGACCUACUUAGCAGAUUCGAUGCCGUGGUUCUCACGGCUUUCUUACUUGUCAAGAAAACCCCACCUCAAAUUGGAAGCACAACGGUCGCUCACUUUAUUUUCAUCUAUUUAGCUCUUGAAGCUAUCUUAUUUUUCUUUUGGUAGAAUUGAAUUGUCUUUUUUUUUCGGUAUAAUUGAAGCUAUCUUAUUCAUAGAGCCCAAAGAUCGAGCAGGUGGUGCUCAUUUAAUUCAAACUAAAUACCCAGUAGAGCAGGAGUUAUGGUCCUUCCUCUCCUGAAGCUCGAAACCCUCGCCUUGAAGACACUAUGUAAACCCAUCGCUAAUAGGCUCAAGAAAGAGGCUGGAUUGCAUCCCAGGUUCCGCCAGUUGAUUAUCAAUUUUGCCCAGGCAAAUCAUCGGUUCCAAACAAAUGUGCAAAGACGCUUCUAUGGUCAUGCAACUGAAGUUGAGAUCCGCCCUUUGAAUGAGGAGAAAGCUGUUGAAGAUGCUGCUGAUCUUAUUGGGGAACUAUUUGUGUUCUCGGUUGCGGGAGGUGUUGUGGUCUUUGAGGUGCAAAGAAGUGCUAGAUCAGAGGCUAGAAAGGAGGAAUUACGCAGCCAGGAAUUAGAGCCAAUGAGGCAAAAAGAUGAAGAGAUGGCUGGAGAAUUGGAACUUCUUAAGCAUAAAUUUGAAGAGCUUGAACAUCUUGCUAGGGGACGAGGACUAAGUGGUCAUUUCAACUUCAAGCCUCUGGCUACUGAAAAUGUAAAGUCAACAACACCUCACUAAGUAGGUUAUCUGAUCAUGAAUAUUUUAGUUUCACCUGUUACAGGAAAGAUCUGUGAUUUUUGCAUAUGGUUUUUCUUGAGUAAAUAGGGAUUUGUUUCAUUGUCCCGUUUGUAAAUGAAAAUAAACUGAAGCUUGGAAGAAUUUUUAUUUUUUAAUAAACGGAAGUAUUAAACAGCA